Cladocopium goreaui is the source of this 7977-nucleotide messenger RNA. The record is from the annotation of a GenBank genome assembly. NCBI's taxonomy places the organism in Eukaryota, Dinophyceae, Suessiales, Symbiodiniaceae.
AUGGCGAACAGUGCUCAACUGACGUGGCGCCAGUAUCUCAAAAGGUUGGCCACGUACACCUGCUUAUGCUUUGGACUUGCAAACGCCAGAGAGAUAGGAGAGACAUCCUACCCCUUCAGUGAUAUGGAAUGGCUGAGGAUCUACAAUGCAGCCGUGAAGCGUGGGGGGAUGGUGCACCAGAACUACUACCUAUCAGUUGGGUCCAUGGCAGUCAUGAUCAACGUGAAUGAUGAGAUGCAGGCCACCGAUCGCGAUUACACGAAGUGGAAGCGAGGCCUGAUGUCGGGCAUCGGUGGAACCAUCGUGGAGAAGCCAAUGGUGCGCAAAGAGACGGAUGAGCUGGCAGGGAAGUUCAGAUUUGGCAAGACCAUUUUGAUCACUGACCUCGUCUACAAGUGCAACUCGAAUGCAAGAGGAACGACCAACAUCCAGUACGGGCUCGAUGAAAUGGGCUACGCUGCCACGGUCAUUGACAUCAACAGCUUCAAGAGCGUGACCAGAGCCCAGGAGUUCCUUGAUGCAAUCGAUCACUUGAAGAGGAAUGUGAUGCCAGACAUCGCGUCAGAGGAGAAUGUGACAAUUCACUUUUGGAUAUCGUUUGCAUUCCUCAUCACAGACACUCAUCCAUACCAUGUAUGGGUCGAAGGAAACUUCGCUGAGAGGUUGGCCGAGGCGAUCCGAAACGUUGACAAGAUGGCAACAAGACCGAUCUUUGUGUCGCUCUGCAAGGAUCCCAGGUUUCAUGGUAUUCGGUCUGGUAUCCAGGACGUCGCAAUGGAUUCGGCGGACAUCUUGAGAAGCUACGGGAUCAUGGUCACGACUGAUGAUGGGAUGUGGCGACUGAUGUACGGUCAUGCCGGGAACCAUUACAUGAACAACCACAACAUGCCUGACCGGCUGGGAGUUUUCGCUACCAUGGAGAAGUUCCUAUUCAGACAAAGGGUACUGUUAAUGUGCUCCCUGAAUGUCGAAGCUGCAAAGGGACUGAACGACAUGGUAAAGGAGUCUUCCUUGAAGGUCGGCACCAACCUGGAGCUGAUGGAGGAAGUGCUCAAGGAACCUUCAACGAUUCAGAUCGGAACUGGAGGAGGAGUACCAGAUACUGCGAGCAGUGGAUCCGAUUGCCCAGGCACUGUUGGAGGUGGAAGAAGAGUGAAUGUGGAGUAUGAGAAAGCGCCAUGGAUUGAAGCAACGGUGAGAUCAGUUAUGCCAGAAUCUUCAGCCAACAUGUACGACAUGUGGUUCUAUGUCAACCAUGGGCGCGAUGAGGUGAUUCUAUGCCAAAAACACUACAAUGAACGUGAUGAUGAAGUGAUGCCACGCGAUUUCAUGAAUCAAAACCUUGGAUGUGGAAAAGAGUGCAUUGCCUGCCGCGCCAGUGAAAUGGCAAGGGAAUACAACCUUUGGCCUCCUGAGUACCAACGAAAGACGAUCAUCAAGACGGCGGCAAGGUCUCGUGCAUUCUUCAACAUCAUGGCUGAUGGGGGCAAUGCGAUCACGGUCCCUCAGAAGGAUUUCGUGCAGUUCCUCAAGGACAUCACCAAGGCGAUGGUGGGCAACAAGGGAUGCGAACACGGUGAGAUCCUCAUGAAGGCGUUGUCGCACUUUGGGAUGGUCAGAGUUCCCAGGGAUCGCGUGAAACAGAUCUUCACUGGAAAACGUGGGAGACAAUACAGCGUCAUCCGAGAAGAGUUCAUGCUGGAUGAUGGUCAGGAGGCCCAUGCGAGGUUCGCAUACCGUGUAUCCAAGGACUACGGGAAUGUCUUCUACAAGGACUACCUCAAAAUGGUGCUCGGGGAUGACUUCGCAGAUGCCAUGGGCUAUCUCGACGUUGCAGCUGAGAAAUGUGGCGACGUGGUCGAGAUGCGGCUUGGCAUGCUUGACCUGGCCAACAUGACGAAGUCGCAGAUCACGUUCAUGGAGACGAAAGCUGAUCCAGGUGAGCUGCUUGCGGGCCUGGAAGCAUCGCUCAACAUCUUCCAUGGGACGACAAGGUCUGCCACAACUCCCAACACCAAGAGAGGUGGAUCGAGGAUCACGGAACCCACGGACCACGAAGAGGCCGUUGUGAACUCAAUCUUGCAUGACAUCCCAAUGUACCACAGCCUGCAAAAUGCUUGUUUGAUUGAGGACAAAGAGAUCAGCAUCAUCAACGAGAACUACAAGAGAUCAAUGGAUGAUAAAGUCAACGAUGAUGACAUGGAAUCCGAAGGUCACGGGACCGGGGGAGGUACAUCUACCACCCCGGAACCAACGACCGGAGGUGCGGAAGCAAGUGCCGAAGGAGCAGGUAAAUCUACCGCUCCGGACAUGCACGAUGCGACCAACUCUCCAUCAAACCCUGAAGAGGAGUUCCAAAUCUCUCAGGACAAGGGAGCAAUCAUCGAGGCCAUUGACGCACUCUUUGCCCUGGCAGAUGACAAUAACGUUUGCCUGAAGUGUGGAGAAAGCGGACAUCCCAAUUAUGAGUGUCCGACAAAAGGUGUCGAUCAAGUAAAAUCAGCUUUGGUCAACCUGAGGAAGAAACUACAGGGUGAUGAUGUCCAAGACAAGGAAAUGUCCAAGGAGGAUGACGGCGAAGGACAAGAUCGUUUCCGUCAAGAGAACUACAAGGCCACCAGGGAAGGAGAGUACAUGUACCUCCAAGCUAUUCCGUUGUCGGUAAUCGGAGAUCGAGCACAUGGCGAGAAGAGCAUCAACGGGGUGAGAGCCGAUGAGAAGGGCCCAAUGACAAAAGAGAUGAAAUCGGCGAUGACAUACUCCGACCACAAGAUGUACAAGAAGCUCAUGAUCGGAACCGACAUCGGAAAGCUCAAAAUUCUACCAGUCAACGGCGGCAAGUUCUACUCCAACGGAUAUGCCGGACAUGGAGUUGAAUACCCACUGCCGACGGAAUCCAAUGCGAACCGAGUUCACUUGGAGAACUGCCUAGCAGUUUUGCUUGGGGUGCAGCUCUGCUUUGCUAAGCCAGGAAAUCGCUCCAAGAGUUUGGACCACUUUGCGCAGAGGAAGUUGCCCCCUGACUUUUUUUGGGUAUCAGUUGUCCUUUAUGCCAAACGGGCUGACAUGGCAGAAGCCAUCGUUGGAUCUUUGCCCAUUGCAACCAUCAACGUGAUCAUGGGUAGCACAUGGACUGGUGGGCCACUUCUUGCAGUCCCCGAAUCCAAGGGCAUCAAGACCCCAACGGCCAAAGAGAUCAGUUCCAACUAUCACUUCAUCAAACCGGUGGUGCAGCGCAUGCCAACGAAAGCAGGGAUGUCUGCGCACACACCAGUGCAAGCUCCUGGGCCAGAGUCCGGGAACGAAGAUGCUGAGAGUGAGGGUGAGGGUUCCGAGGGUGAGGACUCCAAGAGCGAAGAGGGGCCAGCUGAGGAACCGGUGGCAAUUUCCCAAGAAUCUAGUGGGGAUGAUGGGAACAGUGAUGAUGAUGAGGUUUCGGAGGAAGAGUCCAGCCAUGGUACGCUCAGUGCACCCACUUUGACCCUCCCUGGAAAAAGCCCUUCAGACCAUGGUGUUGACACUACGCAGUCAGAUUGUAGCUCAGAAGUUUCUUCCCCGACCACUGAGGGAAACAACGACAGCCAGGUGUCAUCAGGAUGGCUUGGGAAGGCUUACAUGCAUGGGAACCAAGAGAAACGCAGGGAGGAAGAGAAACAGAGAGUUCUUGAAGAGGAAAAACACAAGCGGGCUGCAUUUGAAUUCUUGGUCAAGGAAAUCAAAAACGAUUUGGAGGAAGCCCUUGAAACCAAACUUGAAGGUGUCUUGUGGGAUGGCUAUGCUUCUUUCGCUUUCAAUGCCUUUGCGGAUUAUGGUGAGCAUGUGUAUUCCCAUUUGGCUUCAGUUGACACCUAUCAAGAUUGGGUCCGCGAGCAGAAAGCUCAGGAUAUCGGCGAAGGUGCUGCCAAUUCCAAGGAUCUCAAGCGAAAGCAGCCUUUGAACAAGGCAUUGUCCAUGAUGAAUCUUGUGGAGACCCUGGAGGAGCCGGAGAGCUCCUAUAGGACACCCUCCGCCAAGAAACCUCGCCUUGCUACCGAUGUUGUGCGCCAGCUUGAUUUGACCCCACCUCCAGUUGUGGGCAGUCAGACAGCAAUCAAGAUGAGCGCAGCGAAGAAGCAGGACUUUGAUGCCAAGAACGCCGGACAGGGUGCAGUUGAGGGUGCAGUCAUGACUAAAUUUGGCGAAUACGACCUAGUCGCCUUGGAGAUCCCCAUCAUGGCACGUCCACGAGUUGGUGGAAAUCACACUGGGAAGCAUGGUUACACAAUCCGGUCUUCCACAGCAGCCAUCGAAGUUCUUCUGAAGUGCAGAGCCUUUGUCGUCAAACGCAGCGCUGCUGAUCAGGGUGUGAAGGGCCAAAUCACAUGGGCCAAAGUUGGUGGGGUCGAAAAGGCAUGGGCCAUGGCAGUGGCUAUUGCGACUCUUGUCUCCCUGCUCUUUGCCGUGCCGAAUCUUGAGUUCAAGCCGCUGGAGCAUCUUGAAUGCUUCAGUUGCAAAAUGGCAGUCACAAAGGCUGGAAGGAGCGCUAUGCCCUUCGACCUGGAAACCGACCCAGAGAGAAUGGAUUUGAUGUCUCCCAUGGGUUUCGCCAAUGCCCUCUACUAUGCUUGUUCACUGGAACCCGGCUCAGGGAGUCGAGGAAGCACACUCCGAUCUCGUGCCCGGCCACUGGGUCGCCGGGACGCUCCAAGUGUGUGGACUGGCAACGACUAUGCCUCGCCUGUCUUUGAAGCGACCAUUUGGUGCAACUGGCCUGUCAUUCGGGAAGGGGUUGCAGCCAAGCUUCACGAGUUUGUCAAGAGCAAAAAAACGAAGCAAGAGGCAAAGAUGAAGAAGGAGACACGCAAGGAGACGUCCAAGGAGAGGCAGAAGAAGGAGAAGAAAGAGAAGAAGGUUGAAGCGUUGAAAGAAAACAAGCUGAAGGAGAAGAAGAAGCCCAGGGAUGAAAAGAAGGAGGAGGAGAAAGCAGCCAAUAGCGAGAAGAAGGAGAACGAGAAAAAUGAGAAGAAGGAGAAAAAUGAGAAGAAGGAGAAAAAUGAGAAGAAGGAGAAAAAUGAGAAGAAGGAGAAAAAUGAGAAGAAGGAGAAAAUUGAGAAGAAGGAGAAAAAUGAGAAGAAGGACGAGAGCCAGAUGGACAAGAAGCGAGACCCAAGCAAAGGAACAGAUAAGGAUGCGUCCAGGAAGACCAAGGUACCAGAGAAAGGAGAGAAGGAAACAGGUGCCAGGGAAGUAGAGAAUGGCAAGAAGAAAGGUGCUGAAGAUGUUAAGAAGAAGGAUCAGAAGGUAGAAGACAAGAAGCCAGGAGGUAAGGACAACAAGAGUGGAGGAAAGGAGCCGGAGAAUGACAAGGAUACCAAGGAAGAACAGAAGGGUAAGAAGAAAGAGGAGAAGAUUCAGUACGUACCCUGCAAGAAGCAGAAAAUCAACCACAUGUUCGAGUCACCUGUGACACCUCCUCCGACCAGGAAGAACCUGUCUCCUGAACCGUCCGUCGACUCCAGGUCGUUGUCAGCAAAAGAGAAAGCUGAGGACGCAGCCACAGAGUCAGAGAAGGAGGAAAGCGACGAAGACGAAGACCAAGAAGAAGAAGAAGAGGAAGAGUCAGAGGAAGAUACUGCUGGCCCUGCCCACGACGAGGAAAAAGAUGGAGACAAGAUGGCACAGGCUACCCCUGCUGACCCCAACCAGCAUGCGCUGGUUCCAGUAGUUCAAGGCACAGACACCGCGGUGUCCACUUUGAAGAACUCAGCAAGCAACAAAAGAGAGUGGGACACAUACAUGAGACAGUUGAAGGCCCAGACAAAGGUACCAGUCACAGUAUCAGAGUACUGCACGUCCCAUGCAAACCGAGUGGACAUGUUCAACAUGUGGUUGAGCUCAGACAAGGAUUGGUCAAAGUGCGAGUUGCUACUGGAGCGAAAAAUGGAGAAGAAGAAUGAGGGAACAAAGGGGUGGCAGGCCAUCCAAAGUCGUGUCCUGGCAGAAAAGUAUCCAGAGGAAAAAUGGCUCAAGAUAAAAGAGUCACGAAAGGAAGCAUGGUACUACAUGCGUAUAGGAACAACAUACAAAGAAAAGGAGUCCACCAGUGAGUCUUUGGCUUUGAAAGGAAGGAUGGAAUGCGACCAAGCCCUCCGGCAAUCGCUCACCGACCCUGAAGAAGGUAUGUUGCGGCCUGGUGCUCUUCCGAAGAUUUCCACAGCGAGCGCUUCUGGAAACAAGGCCAUCCUGGACAGCUUGGGCAAGGUGGCGGCGGUUCCAAAAGCAAAAGCAAAGAAAGAGGAGUCUCAGGAAGUGCAACCCCAAACAUGGGAAGAGAAAGCGACUGAAACCCUGGGCCAGUUGCUGUCUGCAGCUGCCAAGGCCAGGACCCUUUCCAUCAAGUUGGGAAAUUUGGAGUAUGCAGCAGAAUUGAGCAAGCAACUCCUGAGCCAUGCUUCACUUCUUGAAGACUUCUACAAAGAGCUGCAAGCAGCUUUGGAAAAGAAGGAAGGAGACAAGAUCUUACGAAAAAUCCUGGACCGCAUCCAGGAAACAAUGAAUGCCUGUGACAAAGCUGAGGCUGCCGCUGAUGCCUUUCUGAAGGUGCCCGAGCAGUACAUCAAUCGUCCAGGCUGCAAGGGAUCCUCAGUUGCCGACCAUGAGUUACCUCACCAAGCCUUGAAGGCUUUUGCGAGCCUUGGGGCAGAUGGCAAACGUGGAGCCAAUUGUGAACGGGACUUGCACCGUUGGCUGAAAGGUCUGUGGGGCGUAGAGCUGCAGACCUACACCCUCAAAGUUCCAUUGCAGGUACGGUCCAACAUCAACAAGGUGAUCGCCGAGGUUACAGCGUGGUCCAUGCGGGUUUGUGCUUCAGGAAUGUUUCCCACUACUGGGUUCAACGGGGAGCAGUUCGAGAAGAACACUUAUCGAUACAAACUGGGAUGCUACAUGAGUAUGAAAGCCGACUUGAAAGCCCGCAAACAGCUGAAUGAGUUUCAACGCAAUUACCAGUGCAAUUUGCCCCUUGGUCCGGCAGUGCUCACUUCGACCUGGAAGUCGCGGUUGAGGUCCGGCUGUGCCCACUGGGAUCUGGACUGCGAGGAGGAGGCGGAGGAGGAGGAGGUGAGGUGUUGUGACAGAUGCUUGGCCCAAACUGGUAAGGGGUCCACAGAACCAAUGGAUUACCGAAACCUGGGUGCCUCCAAAGCUUGGGAUCUCACGCUGCUUUCUCACGAGCAGUACGUAGCCCUGGAUGCGUCAUCGUUGAGCCCAUGGAUGAGCAUGCCGGGCUUUACGUUCGAAACCGUAUCAUUCGAUUGGAUGCAUAAUAUCUAUUUGGGUACUGGGCGUGACCUGUUUGCCAGUGGUCUCAAAACAUUGGUGGAAAGGGGUGUCUACGACUAUACUGGUCUCACUGACACAGAUGACCUUUUGUUUCAUGCUGAGGGACGCAUGCGGGCAGCAUGUUCUGAGCACAAGUUGUUCUUUCCCGGCAAGCCCAGCAUCAACUCACAUACCUUGGGAGGAGAUGACGACUAUUGUGAACUGUCAUCUCGAUUUAAAGCAGCUCACGUAAAGGAUGCUGUGCUACAAGUCUUGGGGGCUUGUUGCUACUUCCUUCAGAGAACCACCGAGAUUUUUGAUUCCAGUGGCCUUGUCCUGACUCCCGAUCAGGCCAGCGAAGCGUCCCAGUGCCUGGCGGAUCAUUUAGUCUGCUACGGGUGGCUUGCUGCUCGAGACUACGACCGCCGGGUCAUGAGAUUCAAGAUCAGGGUGAAGUGUCACUACCUUUGGCAUGUGUCUUGGGAAAUUUCCAAAUACAAACUGAACCAAAAUUUGUUCCAUACUUUUCAGGAGGAAUCAUAUUUAGGUAAAAUCAAGGCUGUUGCCACUAAGUGCCAUGGCCGGACUUGCACUGGAAGAAUAUUCCAACGACUUUUCCUUUGUUUUGCCAUUUUUUUACAUGAGAAUGGCAAGGCUGACAAUGACCACUUGGCUUGA